CAUUGUCAACUUCAAAGUUUAUAGACAACUACAAACCAUUUAUCCAGAUGACAAAAAUCAAUAAAAAGAAUCAGUAACUCAUACUUUGAUAUAAAUAAUUUAUUUGUUUGUUCAUACCUGUUAUAGUUCUUUGUACAGCCAUUAACUUGGGGACCUAAAAUGGGAGCCGUGUUAGGAAUUUGUUCAGCAGCACAGCUUGCCUGCUGCUGUGGCAGUGCUGCAUGCUCAUUGUGCUGCUCAGCAUGUCCAUCAUGUGCCAAUUCCACAUCCACCCGACUGAUGUACACUGUAAUGUUGCUACUUGUCAUGGUAGUGGCCUGCAUCACUCUUGCUCCAGGAUUACAUGAACAGAUGAAAAAGGUACCCUUUUGUGAAAAUUCAACAUCAAUGGUGCCAGGCACCUUCAAAGUUGACUGUGAUAAUGCUGUUGGUUAUUUGGCUGUUUAUAGAAUCUGCUUUGCAACAUGUCUCUUCUUUAUACUGAUGGCGUUGCUCAUGAUUGGAGUAAGAUCUUCCAAAGAUCCUAGAGCUGGUAUACAAAAUGGGUUCUGGGGUAUAAAAUAUCUUAUUGUUAUUGGAGGUAUCAUAGGAGCUUUCUUCAUACCAGAAGGAUCAUUUGCAUCAACCUGGAUGGUGUUUGGAAUGAUUGGCGGCUUCUGCUUCAUUGUUAUACAGCUUAUUUUGAUCAUUGACUUUGCUCACUCUUGGGCCGAAAAAUGGGUUUCCAAUUACGAAGAAACACAAUCUCGAGGUUGGUACUCGGCGUUGCUGUUGGCCAUGUUGUCAUGCUAUGCGCUUACAUUGACUGGCAUUGUUUUACUUUAUGUCUUCUAUACUAAGCCAGAUGGAUGUGACCUAUCAAAGUUCAUCAUCUCCUUCAAUCUGAUCCUGGUUGUGGUAGCAAGCGCUAUAUCAAUCCUGCCAUCAGUCCAGGAAUACCAACCCAGGUCUGGUCUGCUACAGUCAGCGGUUGUCUCAUUGUAUGUGAUGUACCUGACUUGGUCAGCCCUGUCCAACUCCGCUGCCCCAUGUAAUGCCAGUAUCACUGACGAAAAUGAGUCGUCAUUCGACAAGCAGUCUAUCAUUGGCCUGGUGAUUUGGGUGUGCAGCGUCCUAUACUCGUGCGUAAGGACAGCAUCUUCCUCUUCCAAGAUUACAAUGUCUGAGCACAUUCUAGCCAAGGAUGGAGCUACAGGCGAGGGAGGGCUGAUUGCUAAUGAAGGUUAUGAUCAAAUAGAAGGAGAUGGCGGCGAGGCCGGCGCCAAGGAGACCAAGGUGUAUGACAACGAAGAUGACGCCGUCGCCUACUCCUGGAGCUUCUUCCACGUCGUCUUCGCUCUAGCCACCCUGUAUAUCAUGAUGACACUCACCAACUGGUACAACCCGAGUUCUCAGCUGUCCAAGUCUAAUGUGGCGUCCAUGUGGAUCAAGAUUACAUCAUCUUGGUUGUGCAUCGGUCUAUACAUUUGGACCCUCGUCGCACCAGCAGUUCUGCCUGAUCGCGACUUUAGUUAAGAAUCCUGUUGUCUUGUCUUAUUAAUUCUUACUUUGGAAAGGAAAACUUAUCAACCACCAACUGUCAAUUCUAUAUAAAAUGUUAUCGAAAUAAAGAUCUUUCCAAUGUAAGAGGCUCCACUGUUUAUUUUAUUUUAGUCUUAAAACCGCUAUUUUUAGAGAUUCCAGAAUCACAGUGUAGUUAUCAUUAGUUAUGUAUUCUUAUAACUUAAUGAUCUCAUUUCUAAUUUGUCUUCUUUCCACUUUAUUGCUAUUCAACUUAUAUCUCACCUUGUAACUCUUUUCUGAAUACAACAUACAAAUUCUAUAACAUGGCUUUAAAUAAUAAUUGUAUUGAAUUUAAUGUAUUUUUUUUUUUCAUGUGUGUACCAUAAAUAAAGUUAAUAAAUAUAUAUUAGUUGUAA
Danaus plexippus (monarch butterfly) is the source of this 1919-nucleotide messenger RNA. It is a transcript of the gene Serinc, whose product is annotated as probable serine incorporator. The record is from RefSeq and is a predicted model, not a curated record. The transcript has 11 exons. Lineage: Eukaryota; Metazoa; Arthropoda; Insecta; Lepidoptera; Nymphalidae. Bases 160 to 1515 code for a protein of 451 amino acids. Gene Ontology annotation, cellular component: membrane.